Messenger RNA from Cheilinus undulatus (humphead wrasse), 1095 nucleotides. RefSeq names its product ectonucleotide pyrophosphatase/phosphodiesterase family member 1-like. The record is from RefSeq and is a predicted model, not a curated record. Bases 94 to 1095 code for a protein of 333 amino acids. NCBI's taxonomy places the organism in Eukaryota, Metazoa, Chordata, Actinopteri, Labriformes, Labridae. Gene Ontology annotation, biological process: nucleoside triphosphate catabolic process. The transcript is spliced from 11 exons. Gene Ontology annotation, molecular function: nucleoside triphosphate diphosphatase activity.
CUCACUCCUAGUCCGGAGGUCACCACCGCUGUAUCUCUGAUUCUUCACACGAGACGAUCAUGUUUUACUUUGUGAGAGUGUGACAGCGUGGACAUGGGGAUAACCAAGCAAUCCAACAAGAAGAAGAAGAUCAUUAUCGGGGCGUUGGCGGUGGCCGUUGUCACCAUAAUCCUCGGCCUGGGACUUGGACUCGGACUUGAUCUGCAGAAAUGUCGAGAUGAAGUCGUUCCUCACACGUCCUGCAGGAACCGCUGCUAUGAGCCGUAUGACGGAGACGUCCCCGGCUGCAGGUGUGACGCUGGCUGUAACAACAGCUGCUGCUACGACUACCACGACAUCUGCACCGUCCCCACUGAGCAGUGGGAGUGCACGAGGCUGCGCUGUGGAGAGACCAGGCUGUCUAAGAGCAAAUGCCACUGCUCUGAUGACUGUCUGUCUGCAGGAGACUGCUGCACCAACUACAAACAUGUCUGCCACGGAGAGACGGAGUGGGUUGAGGACUCGUGUGAUGACUUGUCGUCUGCGGUUUGUCCCAAAAGCUUCAAGCAGCAGCCUCUGCUCCUGAUCUCGCUGGACGGACUCCGGGCGGAGUAUAUGGCCACGUGGAGCCAUCUGAUUCCUGUUCUGGACAAACUGAGGAGCUGUGGGACGUCCGCUCCAUACAUGCAGGCCGCGUUUCCAAGCAAGACGUUUCCAAACCACUACACCAUAGUGACGGGUUUAUAUCCAGAGUCCAACGGUCUGGUUGAUAACAGCAUGUACGACCCGGUGUUUGAUGCCAGCUUCAGCCUGUCCAGUUCAGAGAAAGACAACCCUGCCUGGUACCUCGGCCAGCCUAUUUGGCUCACAGCAAAGGACCAGGGGCGGAAGUCUGGAACCUUCUUCUGGCCUGGGUCUGACGUCAAAAUCAAUGGAAGCUACCCUGACCUCUACAAACCUUACGAUGGUAAGGUCCCGUUUGAGGAAAGAGUUUUCACCGUGCUCCAGUGGCUGCAGCUUCCUGAGGACCAAAGACCAGAUUUCUACACGCUGUAUCUGGAGGAGCCGGAUAAAUCUGGACACAGCUACGGUCCUGUGAGCGGAGGGGUGAGUUAA